ACAACUCCUGCGAGGUUGUUGCUACCUGACCUGGUGAAGAUCUGUGUGCAUGUGGCAAGAGGCUGUUGCUACUUACAGGACAUGCACUUUGUUCACAGAGAUCUCGCGGCCAGAAACUGUUUGGUCUCCACCAAGUCUCCGGCAGACAUGACAGUGAAGAUCGGAGACUUCGGUCUGGCCCGGGACAUUUACAAACACGACUAUUAUCGUAAGGAAGGGGAAGGACUUCUGCCCGUGCGCUGGAUGUCACCGGAGUCUUUGGUGGAUGGCUUCUUUACUACCCAGUCUGAUAUCUGGGCGUUCGGUGUGCUCAUGUGGGAAGUGAUCACCCUGGGCCAGCAGCCCUAUCCAGCCCGCACCAACAUUGAUGUCCUGCACUUUGUACGAGACGGGGGGAAGCUGGAAAGGCCGGAGAAAUGUGCUGAUGAAAUGUACUCUCUCAUGCGCCAGUGCUGGAGUUUCAACGCAGACAACAGACCCAGUUUUGCGACUCUAUUGGAGCAGCUGGAAUUGUUCCAAGAGAAGUGUGCCAGCAUGAGCCCUGAGGAGAUCGCCCAGCUGUCGCCGACUGUAGCCGAUGUGAACAUCGAGGCAUGCGGGUCCUGCAGCGGGGAGGAAGAAGAAGAGGAGGAGGAGGAGGAAGAGGAGGAGAACGAGGAGGAAGCGGAAACCAGGGGUCUGUUCACCCCAAAUUCUCGAACCAUCACAGGGGGUGGCUCGGUCAGGCUCACACAGGCAGGGAAAGUGAAGAGACUCACCGACCUGCUCGGCGACAAGGAAAAGCAAGUGAUCGACCUUACCAAAAUUGGCAGGAAGCGAACUCAUUCGCUUGACUCCGACUCCAAGCAGUCGUCACAGUACGAGGCAAGCCCGUCCCACGGUCGUGAACAUUAUUUCCCAGCGGCCCGCGAGUACGACCACCACGGAUACUUAGAGCCUCGCGGAGCCAAAGGAGGCGGGCGCUACCUGGAGCUCGUUAACUACGCCCCUGAACUUCGUGAACUACGUGACCCUUACGGCAACCCUUUGACCUCUCACUCAGGCUCGGCCUUCACCCCCGUGCACAUGACCCGCAAGGGGUACCACCCCUCCAGUGUGAGCUACCCGCUCCUUGCCCCGGAAGAAGAAGCGGAGGACGCCCAUUGUCGGGACGAGAGAGACGGGGCAUACGGCACCGUGGACUACGGCACGGCUGCCUCGGAUAUAUGUGGCGGUUACAGAGUGGAUCUCAGUGGCUCGUCCUUGAACUACCCUGGCUCGUCCCGGCUGAACAACUCUGGUCCGUAUGGUUUGGUCUCGGUUGAGGAAACGCCGCUGUACUCUCAAGUCAGAGACGCGCGGCGCCAUCACUCCAAUGACUCGUCCUAUCUCCUGUACGGCGACCCCAUGUACUCCGGCCAUCACCCCGGGGAGGCGGCUGGGGGUUACCCUGUCAGCUACUCCAAGCCAGGCGGAGGCCCACCUCGAAAGUUCUCAGACCAAGAUCUCUACGACAGCACGGCUCAGUACCGCAGGCGCCCCACCUCCUUUGGUUCCUCCAGUUCAGAUCACCACUAUACCUCGCUAGAGUGUAACAACAACAACAGCAACAGUAACAACAACAACAACAAUAGUGGUGGGUACGCAGCCUGUAACCCUUACCGCGGCCACAAUAGCUACGACGAGCAUGGAGCGGUGCGCAGAAAGUCAGGAGGUAGCACCAGCAGCAGACGCAGUUCGGGCAAGAACCAUAACUACGCCAAGCCCGGCCUGGGUUAUCAGCCCCCGCCCACGUCCGAGCACUCUCUGUCCUCGCAACUCACCAGCAACAAUUCCAAAGUGUCGCCGGGGGGCAGAGACGCGUGGGCAAACAGUAACUUAGACGAUGUGUUCUUGGACAGUGAGCCGGCCGUGGAGUGCUCUCCUCCCGCUGUGCGAGCCGGAGAGUUUCUGAACUACCAGGGCCAGAGUCACCACAAUCCCCGGUCACGGGCUCAAGUGUUCCCGGAAAACUCCACAGCUGUAGUUGGCUAUGAAAGUGGUCAGGUUAGUUUAGUGUGACCAGUGGGCAGUAGCUUGAACAUGCCUCAGGACUUGGGAGAGAUAAGUGCUCAGAUUCAGAUGUGUUCAUUUUUCACCGUGAUGGGAGAGAGACAAGGACUAGCUUUCCUCAGAUAUGGAGUAAUGGAGUGUGUGUUGUCUCUAAGCUAGUCUUCUUGGCACACAACAAAACUCUCCAGACUGUGUUUUGGUCUGUCACAAAUCAAGACAAUCAUUGACCUUUCAGUUUUUCAUGACUUUGUGUCCCAAGAGUUGAUUCUCUCUUGGCUAUAGUUUUCAUUGUUUUGCAUUGAUGGUGAUUUUUUUAUGUUAGAUACCCGUUCCACAUUGGCAAUCAAACCUGUUUACUUCGCUGUCUACUGAUAUGAUUUGAAUAAAUAUCACUAACAUGUUUUAUGGUGUGAAAAAUUGUAGAUUAAAAAUGUAUAUCACUUAACAGUGAAUUAUUAUGUCCUGCGGCGUGUCAGAUCUUAUCGAUCUUGUGAAUAUUGUUAUUGUAAAUUACUGGGGGUUUUUGUCUUACCGCUUAAUGUGAACCUAUUGUGUAAAUCAAUAUUAUUAUACUGGCGUAUGUCUCCAUGAAUCCAUGCUGCUUCAGAGAAUCUCUUACAACGUCUUCAUUUUGCCAAUGACGUAAAGGGGCUUCCUCCCACCAUUACAGUCGGUGCAUAAUUGUAUGACAAAAUAAUAUGAAAAUUACACAUAAAUAAGCUUAGAAGGUAGCACUGGUGAUGUUUCACUGUGCGAGCUUGUAUUUUGUCUUUCUCUGUCCCAACAUCGUUUUUUUCUCUUAGAAAGGCAUAAUAGUGUACCUAAUUGGUAUCUUAUAUUUCGAAUGUAAAUGAUGAAAUGAGAUUGAAAUGCAUAAUUCCUUGCAAUAUGUCAUUGUUACUUUUGCUCCUUGCGCAAUAAACCAUUCGGUUUCAUUUGUUCUUUGGUUGUCAGUAACAGUUCUUGACAUUUUAAGAUCUAACAGUUACUUUAUAGAGCAGGAAGCGAAAAGAUCUUGUAAUAUCAUACCACGAUGCUACUUCUCCGCCAUGCUCCGCCAGACACCACUUUAUUUUUACUUCUGGAAAAAGGAGUAUGUGUGUGUGUGGAAGGGGGGGGGGAGGGUUAAUCUUGAUAAUUUUUAUGGUUUGCUGGCUCAGACAAAACUCUCUCGAUGCUGCAACUGAAGGUCUAAACACAGAACUGUUGUACGCGUUAUUUGUUCUGGUUUAUAUUCGCGCUAAAAAAAGAACAACAGUUUUUUAACAAACAAAUUAAAGUUAUUCUAAUGUGAACCUGUCUCACGGAAAUGGGUGUCCAAAAAUGGCGAAGUUAUAACAAAGAGCCGUGAUUGUGCGUCAUGCCUCAACUCUUGUCGUCAACCUUACAUAUAAUGUUUAUUAACAAUAAUCUUAAGUUUAUGGUUAUCGCAAGAAGGACAAGGAACUACAGAAUUGACAUCAAGCACUUUUCCCCAAUGCUGAUACUUUUCCUGACCAAUAUGAGCUUGGCAUACUUUUUCGCCUUAAAUACGUGGAUAAAACUUACAUUUCAAUCUGUGUUCUUCCUCAUUAUUGCUGGAGCGCCUUGGUUCUUUGCACACACACACACACACACACACACACACACACACACACACACACACACACAACACACACACACACACACACACACACAACACACACACACACUCUCUCUCACACACACACAAACAAACAAACAAACAAAUACACACUACUGUAUAACGAAUGAAGGCAAAGAUCCCUUUUUUAUGGUUCACCAGUUUUUGGAGUUUUUUUCUCUUUUCUUUGUUUUGUUCGUCAUGCAGACGCCAAUGUUUCCCAUUCCCGUACCUCUGCUCAGUGGUGCCACUCUAGCUCAACGGCCCCUUGCUCCUUACAAAUUCCAGUGAAGCUCAAAACUUUUAUUUCCUUUCACAAGCUUCACCUUCAUCAAUCCACUAGAGUGAGAACUUACUGAAAACUGCUAUAGAGCUACAUCAUGGCCUAUUUUUUGCAAUACGCGGAGGAAAUUUUAAUUCUCUGUCGCUAGCUUUUUUAUGGAAGUGUCAAGAAACUUGAGGUACAAGAGCCUUGGUUAAAUAAUUGUGAACUCUUUGGUUUCGACCUCUAGAGUUGUCUGUACAACUAUACGUUCUUACUUUAAUAUGUUAUUUAAACAUUGCAGAGAAGAAAUGUGUUUUUACCUACCAGCCAUAUACAAUCACUAUAGCGUGUUCACUUGAACCUGUCCGCGUUAAAAGCAAAUAGUAGCUUGCCAAUAAGCAUAAAGCCGUGUGUUUCACGCGUGUAGACCAAGGACCUAACAACUUUUUAAAAAAAA
Molecule: messenger RNA, 4374 nt
Organism: Aplysia californica (California sea hare)
Lineage: Eukaryota; Metazoa; Mollusca; Gastropoda; Aplysiida; Aplysiidae
Biological process (GO): positive regulation of kinase activity; cell surface receptor protein tyrosine kinase signaling pathway; protein phosphorylation
Cellular component (GO): signaling receptor complex; membrane
Molecular function (GO): transmembrane receptor protein tyrosine kinase activity; ATP binding
Source: RefSeq, a predicted model, not a curated record